Messenger RNA from Lobosporangium transversale, 1233 nucleotides. RefSeq lists its product as hypothetical. The record is from RefSeq and is a predicted model, not a curated record. The transcript has 2 exons. The coding region runs from base 190 to 1185 and encodes 331 amino acids. Lineage: Eukaryota; Fungi; Mortierellomycota; Mortierellomycetes; Mortierellales; Mortierellaceae.
AGUACAUUAUGAAGCAUGCGAAAAUCCUUGCUAAUAUAAAUCACCUUUGAGCUUGUCCUGCCUUUCUCUCUACUUCCCAACUCCACCAACUCAACGCCAAAACACCAAGCUGCAGGCGCAGUCGAUUUUACAUUUGACUUUACCCUCUUUGCCUCUGGCUUUGCAAUAUAACAAUCGCCGAUUGCACAUAUGAUGAAUGACAAUCGUAUCCUAGCAUACAGAUCCGUAAAGGAUCUCCGUAACCACACUAGCGUGGAGAAUCUACAACCCGGAUUGUCUGAACAGGUGUAUCAACAUCCACGACGUAAAUCGACAGGGGAUCAUUCGCCCCCUUUUAAUGAGGCUUUGCAAUCUACAAAUCUAGCUUACAAUUCCAGGAAUCAAGCCAGUGACAAUGGCCGAAACGAUCGCAUCAGCAACCCUCACAUCAGAUUUAAUGAUAUCAACGACACCAAUGCCAGAUCCUUUAAUUAUAAUAGUGGUAUCAAUUAUAGCAAAGGCAGAAGAAGCACCAGGUCACAAAAUCAACAACAGAAGCGCCUUUCUUCAUUUUCAAAUACAAAAUACAACCAGCCUCUACACUCUUCAUUAGGCAACAACUUCAGCCAGCCACUCAACUUUCCCAGUCAAACUUUUCCGCGUCCACCACGGGCACCAAGAAGAAGCUCGAACGAUAGCGCUGUUAUUUUCAAUCCUACAUACUACAAACCCCCUAUAUCGCCUUUUCCUUAUGACGAGUUGCUAACAUAUGAUCCAAACUCAUUGAACUUGUUUACACCCUCUUACGGCGCACAAAACUUUGUCUACCACCACACUACUGGCAUCCUUGUCGAUGACAUGGACCAGAGCUGCAAAAACGAGAUGAUCCCCUCUGACCACCACCAAGAUAGGCACUUGAGCUUCUCGAGCCCUUCAAACAGCUAUCAUUUACUACAGUCCAGCCAAACAGCUAUGUUGCAGCCCUCUACCUCAAUGGAAGAGUGCUUUCUGUACCAAAAUCCAUUCGUAGCAGCCUGGGGCAACUAUCCCCAUAACGCUCCGUGGGCACCUCAAUGGAUGCCAAAUGUAGGCCAGUAUGACUUGGAAUUAAAUACACCAAAGCCAGCUCCAGAGAUAUCAUCACAAACAGUAGAUACCAGCCCGUGCGCUGACCAGGGUAAUUCGGUAGAUAUUGCUUUUACCUGAUUAAAGAAAGAUUCCUUCGAUUACUUACCUAUUAAUAUCUUUAUAUAG